Messenger RNA from Petromyzon marinus (sea lamprey), 6673 nucleotides. RefSeq names its product progestin and adipoQ receptor family member 4 (gene PAQR4). Lineage: Eukaryota; Metazoa; Chordata; Hyperoartia; Petromyzontiformes; Petromyzontidae. Gene Ontology annotation, molecular function: signaling receptor activity. The record is from RefSeq and is a predicted model, not a curated record. Gene Ontology annotation, cellular component: membrane.
UGUGUGUGGGUGCGUGUGUGCGUGUGUGUGUGGGUGCGUGUGUGCGUGUGUGUGUGCAAAGCAAUGGAGAGGAGAGCAGGGCAAGGGGUGGGUGAAGAGACGCGGACGGGAUGUGAUCGCAGGAGGAGGAUGAUGCGGGGAGAGGGGGGAGGGGGGGCUGUAGGUGGGGGUCUAUGGAGUGGGUGAGCGCGUCCGAUCCCCUUGCUCGGUUCGCGUGGCUGGAGGCGGCAAUCCGGGCCUGAAGCCGCCCGCGGUGAUUGUCGCCUCUGGGGAGGGGGCUCGCGGUGGUUGUCGCCUCUGGGGAGGGGGCUCGCGGUGGUUGUGGCCUCAAGGCGGCGAGCAACAGCAGCAGGAAGGGAUCCGCGGUUCCGCAUCGAGGACCUUGGAGGCUUCAACCCUCACGGCGCUGCCUCACGUCCACGCGACACAUCGCUGAGAACGGGCCCAUGCCACGCCCUCGCCUGCUCGACUGGGCCAGCUGCCCUCCGCACCUGCGCUUCAACAAGUUCGUGCUGGCCGGGUACCGGCCGGUCUCCACCGGCUCGGACUGCCUCCACAGCCUCUUCUACCUACACAACGAGUCCGGCAACAUCUACAGCCACGGCCUGCCUCUGCUGUGGUUCCUGCUGGUGCUGCCGCCAUCGCUGCCCUGGGGCCGGCUCCACACGCCCUGGCUGGCCGCCGCGCACUGCCUGGCGUGCGCGUGCCCGCCGCUCGGCAGCGUCUUCUACCACCUCUUCAUGAACCACACGGGGGGCCCGGCCGUCUACCGGCGCCUGCUCUGCCUCGACAUGUGCGGCAUCUGCGCCAUCACGUCGCUUGGAGCGCUCUCCAUCAUCUACUGCUCCUUUCUGUGCCGCCCCGUGCUGCAGACGCUCGGCAUGCUGGGAUACUCGGUGUUGUCGCUGAUCGCCCUGCACCGGGCCGUGUCGGCCUCCACCAACAACGCGCGCCUGCGAGCGUUCGGCUGGCAGGCCGCCUUCCGCAUGGCCUGCUACACGUGCCGCUGGGCUGGCCUGGCCACCACCUCGCUCGGAGCGGUGGCCGGGCUGGCGGCGUCCCCCGAUGCCGGCGCCGCCGCCGCCGUGGCCGACCCGUCCCUGCGCCACUACGUGCUCAUGGACCUCGUGGCGAUGGCUGGCGGCGCCAUCAACGUGAGCCGCGUGCCGGAGCGCUGGCUGCCCGGGCGCUUUGACUACUGGUUCAACUCUCACCAGAUCAUGCACGUCAUGGUGGUGCUCAGCAUCCUGCACCUGCACUGGGGCGUCGUGCCUGACCUGCUGCGCGCAAGCGACAUGCCCUGCCCCUCCUGACGCGCGGUGCUCCCUUGGUCCGUCUUUUUAAAAACUAAAAAACUAAAUCAAUAAAUUUGUACUAUGUUGUGUUGAUGCACCGGACUCCUGGUCACCAGCACCGCCGUGCGCGCGUGCUGUCAGGGAGGUUUAUUUAUUUGCUUGUCGACUAAAUAACUCUGAACGCGCCCCCCCCCCCCCCCCCCCCCCGCCAGAACUCCGAAGCCAAGUAGGGUAGAGCCCGGACGGUGCGCUUGCUGCGUGGGCGACCGCCGUCAUCGCAUGGGCAGCUGCUGCCGCUGUAGAUGUAGCUGCUGUAGCUGCUGCUGUAGCUGCUGCUGUAGCUGCCACUAGCUGCUGUAGCUGCUGCUGUCAGUCUACGUGGUCAGCAGCAAAGAGCAGCGCAGCAGCAAAACCCAUUGCUGCUGCGCUGCUCUUCAGCGCUGUGGCUCCGGCGACGUCUGCGCUAUCCGCCGUCACCAAGCCGCACCGACCAAAGUGGUGGAAGUACGGCCAGGCAGUCUCCGCGACCCAUGCAACGGUGAAUUGACGAAAGGGCUGCACUCGCCCCCCACUGCGUUUUGCAGGGCCGCCGGGUGUCGGUAAAAACUUUUCUCGUGAUUGGCCGCGGUGAAACGGAACGCGGCCGUCGGAGGUGACCCCACCGCCGCUCCCAGGGAUCGCAGCGUGGCACGAUCGGCUCGGGGGUGGGGGAGGGGGGGGGCUGGCGCGGGGGACGCUUCGCGGGGCCCCACCUCCAUCCGAGUUCCCUUCCCCUUCGCAGCCCCCUGCGAUGGGCAGUGGGCGCUGGUGCAGUUGCACCGCCUGCGCCGCUCGACGACUCGCCGAGCGUGCGUGCGGCCGAGCGUUUGCGCGGCCGGGGUGGUGCUUGUGGGAGUCUGACCGCGGUAAUGUUUUCUACACCGCGCGACCAUUCGUUUUUCCCCCCCUUUUUGCAUCGUUUUUCUACAAUGCCGUGUCGCAGCUGGAAUGAACACGUCGCGAGCUUUUGAACACGUCGCGCGCUUUUGAACAGCGGCGAUUAUUUCUUCGUAUACGUGUUGGGCAGUUUGUGCCGAGUGUUCCAUCUCUUGAGCUCAUGCAAUCCGCCGUGGAAGUAUUACUCGAGUGGUGCGUGUUUUAAACUUUGCGUCGUACGGUGGUUCAACGCCUCCUCGUGGAGGUCCCCCAACCCGGUGUGUGAUGUUCAGAAUCGGAAUCGUUAUUUUCAGCUGGAAGAAUCCGAUGAGCUCUGAGAACUCUUUUUCCACAGGUGCCUAGGAGGGGCACGGGGUCAGAAAGGUACAACAACACGAUGCCGGCGGUGUGAUGGCGAGCCAGCGCGCUGGAUUUGCAAUCCGCAGGCCACCGGUUUGAUUCCAUCUUCCCCUCGUGGGGGCCCCUUACACCAGCGGUGGCGUGAGCAGGAAAUUGCAGGGCUGUGCUUUUUUUUUGUCCUCGACCACGAUGUGGGUCAAAGGAAAAAGGGGACCUCUGCACCAAAGGGCUUCCAAGAGAAACAAUUGGAAUAAAAUGUUGGGUGAUUUUGUUUUAUCGCGGACAUUAAAGCAAAGCGUGAUAACGAAUAGGGUCGACUAGUCGCUGUGCAGAUUGUAGCCGUCGCGAUGUCCAGUUCGGCCACCGCUAAACAUUGCAACCUUUACCCACGAGAGAAUCUUCACGGAGUCGAAACUGCUUCCAGGAAUACCUUUAGCUUGAGAUGUUUGACUAAUUUUUUUACAUUAAAAUCAUAGCAUGAAACCAUAUUGUUUGGCGUAAACCCACGUGCGUUUAUAAUGUGUGGUAUGUUACUUUGUUUACCGCUGAGUGUCGCAGUUUAAUUUAAAAUUCAGAAAUUGGCCAUUUUAUAAUUCGCUAUCGUGGUUUCACCGAAAUGAUGCCAAUGCAUUUACAACAUUUGACAUCUCAAACAAAUAACGUGAAAGGUUAGUUAACAUGCUCCCAAUUGUAGUUGCAAUGAAGGAGAUGUUUUGAUAUAAUAUUGUUCUUGCAGUAUUCUCAAAUUGUUAAACCAAAAACAGCGGGAGAUUGAAUACGCCCUUUCCAUAGACAUACAAACCGAGACGGCAUGGUACGACGGGUUGUUUUCCACCGGCUAUUUUCCCUGUCGUGCCGGAAGCAAAAACCCUGACACCCCGGCCUCACCCGACGUCGGAAUCUGGCUCGGGGCCAAGCAGGGCCAGGGAUGGAGGUUGAUGACACUCUUAGUUUUUGUGAGGUAAUUCGGUACGGAACUCGGACGCGGUGUGACCGCAUCGUCGACCUGCGUCGAGACAUUGUGCGCGCGUGAUCAUCGGCGGCACGGUUUGGGGUUCUGCAGUGGAAAAACAACGUGGGGCUUCCCCAAGCUGGGGCCGGCUCAGUACGGCUCGGUUGUACAUUGGAAAAGCAGUCCAAUAGAAUUCCAGCAUACAACCUGGGGUGCUUCUUGUGGUCUUUACACUUUUGUUUGUUGUAUUUUAAUUUCCCCGUGGAGUUGAUGGGAUUUGUUUUAAUCGGCCUCCCGGACGGACACCGCCACGGUGAUUGUGAACGCGUUCCGCAAAACUCGCCGACAGGUUGGGGAGCCGCCUGCUCCAGGUGCUGAAUCUGACCUUCAGAGACCCCUUCUGGCAGGGAGCCACACAAUGAGACACGCCACACCUCGGUCGCGUCUGUGACUGCAAGGAGGCCCCCUGCAGUGACAUCCAGAGACUGGGUGUGCUCACAUUGGUGCCAGUCCGAAAAUACCCCCCCCCCCUUUCUAGUGCCAGAUUAGUACGGCGGAAAUUAUUGCGGUGACGGAAAAAUAUCGUUGACGGGCUGUUUGGAAACGGUCGGCCCUAUGUGGCCAUGGUCCACGUGGUAUAAAUCGACGGGUGGAGGGCCUUGUGGGGCGCCUUACGUGGGGGGCCUUACGGGGGGCCUUGCAGAGGCCUUGCGUUCCCCUCCGCUGCUCUGCAGGGCAGAGCAGUGUUUUGAAAUACAUGCUAACAUCAUUUGUCAGCUAUGAUCAAUCCACUGCUGGAUGAAGGCCUCCCCAAGCCGACGCCAUUUGUCAGGGUCCUGUGGUGUAGCGAUCUCUCCAGCAGCUGCGUCCAUCUCAUCUCCUCUGGACGCAUCAUCUCAAGGUCGCCGCCUUUGCCUGCCACUCCGCUCUCAGUCUUGACCGUCGGCGGUCAUCCCGCUCGUGACGCUUCCUGACCAAGCCCACUGAGCAGUCGAUCGGACGUCUCUCCCACUGGCGCGUGCUGCACUUUACUGAACCUGUUAAGCCGAACGGUACCCGAUGCAGGAUUUCUGCUGUGAGUCACGUGGCGUAGAACAAUGUCGUUUUCCACGUUGCUCCGGUUUAUAUGUUGAACUUCUUUGGCGCCGUACGUAGCCAACAGUGGGAAUCGGAGGUGCGGGGGAAGGAUAAACUAAACACGAAAGCAAUUUUAAAGAAAUGAGUUUUAAAUCCAGAUUUGAAUGUGCACAGCUCCAGUGGCUUCCUAAUUCCUGAAGGAAGAGCGUUCCAGACGGCCGCAGGAGCGCAUUGGAAAGCGCGCGAUGCGGUGGACCGUCUGGAACGCGUGCCGCGACACACGAGGAGCCCGCGGUGGCGGCAGCAGCGGCUAGCGGGUGGGACAACGUUUGGCUUGGGAUGCCGUGCGGGCAUCGUAACAGUGCGAGGAAGCCGGGGCGCGCGGGGAAGUGUUCUCCCUCUUCAACUCCGGCUGCACGCAGCCGUGGAAACUGCUUUGGGCGCGUUGGGGGUUGCCCCCCCGUGAGACGAACCCCCCAGGGAUGUAAUUGAGGUUUUUCUCCCUGCUCUGCCAUGGUCAUUAAAAUCCGUCACAUGCCCAAAGCGAUCGCCCCAUGGCGCUGUCGCAACGUCACGAACGGUGCACCUCGACUGAAGUCAUCGACAUGCCGCAGGGCUGAACUCCGUCUAUGGCAUUAACUCGGUGGGCAGCAGCAGACGGCGGUGCAGCCAAGUCGUUAAUUGCACUACGCUUCUAUGCUCCCCCACGUCUAUUAUUCCCACCUUCAACCCAUAAGAACCGUCAUGGUGAUGUAUGGUCAAAUAGCCCCCCACCAACGACCCGCUGAGUUGUGGGAAGGCUCUCAUCCAGCAGUGGAUUGACACGGGUGGGGGAUGGUGGUGGGGGGGGGGCUGUGUGCACGAGGAGGGGGAUGGUGGCGGCACUGGCGAGUCGGCGUGCGCUGUGCCGAGGCGCGCGCGCGCUUUUGAGCCCUCGGAACGUUGAGUUGUCUUGAAAUUGAAUACAAAAAUAACGCUUUCAUUUUACACGGCGUCAUUUGUGCUAAAAGCAUCCCAUAACGCUGUACAUUAAUUAUAUGAGGACCAAAUCCCACGUACAGCCACUAACAAGCAAAUGAAAACACUACAAGGACGGAAAUUUAACAAAAAAAAUAAUAAAGGAGUGGCACCAAAACAAAACAAAAAUUAAGUGAUCAACAACAGCGAAUUGAGUCCACGAGGUAUGCGACUACGACCACACAUCCCAGACCACACUCCCAACUUCCCAACCAAGCCAGGAAACCCUCACAGGAGGUGGCGAACCAACCAGUUCUGGCUCAUUCAUUCCAAUCGCUCCAAUGUCCACAAAGCGAUUACCGAUUUUUCAGCGUAUGCCCCGGAUGAAUGAAAAGGGCCUCUAGUUCAGAUUUGAAUGAUACUGUGAUGGAGUCGAUUUGUCGGGUGUGGAGUGGGAGGGUACUCCAGACUGCAGGGGCUACCGCCUGACGAGACUCGUUCACCCAAUGCGUUCGAGUCUUGUUUUUGGGGUGGAGAGCAGAUCUGACGACGAUGAACGGGGAACCCGGGGAAGGGAGUAAACUGAAAUCGGAGGGGAGAGGUGGGCCCGUGAAUAAUUUUGCAAACGGCGAGUGCACUCUUGAAGGGCGAUUCUGAACUGAGCAGGGUGCCAGUGGAGGGAUCGUCAAGUGGGUUGUAAUAUGUUGACGCUUCCAGGCAUGAUGAGUGAGUGAGUCCUCUUGCGGCUGCGUUGUGAACGCGCUGCUCACGUUGGAUGAGAGCCGAAGCGAGGCCAAAUAACAGAGGAAUUUAGUUCACCAAGUCUUUAAAAGUUAGAAAAAAAGUAUCUGGUAGCUUACUUUGAGAUCUAGUUAGUAACAGUGGUGGUUGUGGGCACGACGUAUCUUGGUAAACACCACGUGCUAUAUAUAUCCAGCCGAACACAGUCGCACUUCGGGAGAAGCUGACAAGCUCCGUUCACAAAACGGCUGUCCGUCAACGCGUCAGGAGUCUUGGUUUGUGGUGCGCAGUCUGAAUAGGCCGGGGCGACUCGUCGUGACGGUGGUCUACGAGCGUCUUUCAUUCGUUUGAAUAAAGUGCAAGGCAUCAAAUGGAA